AUGGUGUGGACGAGUGCACAGAGAGCUUUUGCGGUCGAAGCGUUCAUUCGUAGCCAUGAAUCAGUUAUCAUGGCUCAACGCGAAUUCCGAACGCGGAUUCAAAUUCCUCGUCGUGAUUCAGUACUGGACCGCAAGUCUAUUGUGCUGUGGGUGAAAAACGUUAGAGAAACUGGUUCUGUUGUGAAAAAACGAGGUAGAAGACCUCGUAGUGCACGUACACCAGAAAACAUUAAUGCGGUUAGGCAAUCAGUUUUGCAGUCUCCUCAACGAUCAGCUCGCAAACAUGCAGCCGCCCUUCGAAUGUCCGACCGUAGUGUUCGUCGAAUCCUACACAUGGAUCUUCAUUUCCAUCCUUACAAGAUGGUUGUUGUCCAAGAGCUGUCUCAACGUGAUUGGCAGAGUCGUAUGAAAGCGUGUCAAAUAAUCUUGGAAAGUCUCCCACCAGACGCUGUUGUUUUUUUCAGUGACGAAGCGCAUUUCCAUCUGUCUGGAAGUGUGAAUAAACAGAAUUUUCGCUAUUGGAGUGAAAACAACCCGAAGGAAAUCCAUGAGAGGCCUCUUCAUAGUGAACGUGUGACUGUUUGGUGCGCGUUAUCACGAUGUGGAAUCAUUGGCCCUCAUAUUUUUGAAGAGGAUGGCAGUGUUGUUACUGUGAACUCAAACAGGUAUGCCAACAUGCUAGCAGAAUUUUUUGAACCUGCCCUACAACAGAGGACUUUCGAGAAUGUGUGGUUCCAGCAGGACGGUGCCACAGCACAUACUGCCCGAAUAGCAAUAAACAUUUUGAGGCAAAUGUUUCCUGGCCAAUUGAUUUCUCGGGGAGGAGACAUUGUGUGGCCAGCGCGAUCACCCGAUUUAACCCCAUGUGACUUUUUUCUGUGA
Molecule: messenger RNA, 882 nt
Organism: Homalodisca vitripennis (glassy-winged sharpshooter)
Lineage: Eukaryota; Metazoa; Arthropoda; Insecta; Hemiptera; Cicadellidae
Exons: 1
Coding region: 1-882 (293 amino acids)
Molecular function (GO): nucleic acid binding
Source: RefSeq, a predicted model, not a curated record